Molecule: messenger RNA, 1817 nt
Organism: Dioscorea cayenensis subsp. rotundata (Guinea yam)
Lineage: Eukaryota; Viridiplantae; Streptophyta; Magnoliopsida; Dioscoreales; Dioscoreaceae
Product: peptidyl-prolyl cis-trans isomerase FKBP16-4, chloroplastic-like
Exons: 4
Coding region: 67-408 (113 amino acids)
Source: RefSeq, a predicted model, not a curated record
UCUAUUUUUUCUGUUCCUUGAAAACACAGCUCCCACUUCUUUCUUGCUCUACCUCUUCUUCCAGAGAUGGAGCUCUCCAUCCUCACGGCUACCCAGCAUCAGCUACGCCCCAAUCCUCCCCUCAAAUCUAUCUUUCGUCCAUGCUUCAAUCCCUCCAAUGGUGGUGGCCAUUCUCAUCCCUUUUCCCUUGCAUGGAAGCAUACAUUGCUCUCGCUGCCUUGUCGCUGUUCUAUCUCCGAACGCGUGGAAAAUCCUGCUUUGGUUUCUUCACUAGAUUCAUCAACCUCUGGAAGAAGAUGUUUGCUUGGUUCCUUUGUUAUUGCUACAUCUGCGUUGCUCAACAUGUAUGAUGUAGCUGGUGCUGUUUCAACCAGCAGAAGAGCUGGGGGCAAAGGUUCCAGAGAGUGAAUUUACUACAUUACCAAAUGGUUUGAAGUUCGUAAUUCUCCUUUAGGUUUUCAUGCUGAUAAUCUAUUCUUGUGAAAUUCAAGUAUGUUACAUGCUACUACAUCUAUCGCCCUUGUUGAAAAAGAUUAAGGAUUUUUUUCCCCCAAUCAUACUACCCUUUCAUGUAUUUUCAGUUUGCUAGUUUCUUUUGUUGCUCGAGUGCUGUAUUUUCUUCUUAUGAUAAAUUGUGGCAUGUAUUUAGGUUGAUGUUUCAUUCUUUUUCAUUAUUUUAAUGUCUGAUGUUUUAAGAGAGACCAAGUAGAAUGAAAAGAUCUUAUAGUUGUAGGCCUUAUGGAACAACCAUUUAAGUGAUGUAGCUGGUUAGUUUAUAUUUUAUGCAGUUGCUGGAUUUUGUAUUACGCUGACAUUUUGUUGGUUCAUAGUUAGAUGGAAAAUAUGCAAUCUUUGUCUAGGUAAUUAUUGGUAUAUUAGGUUUUUGCACCCUAAAUGGUGAAACCAAAGAGUAAUUACUCUUGAAGAUCCUUGAAAAGGCAUGGAAAGAUUUUGCAACAGGCUCCUUCAAUAGGAGCGUGGAUAAAAGAGUGGAACUUUUGCCAGAUGAAACACAGUUAAUAAUUAUAAUGGCAUGGCAAUUGUUGACAACCACUAGCUAGGAAUGAGUUCCCACACCAAAUAAAGAUCUGUCUUCAAUUCAGAACCCACAAAAUAGUACUUCAAAUGAUGCUCAAUUAAUUAAUUAUGCUACUCAGUAUGAUAGUUAUUUGCAUGGACCUCCAUAAGCAAUAAUGAAAUCCUCUUGAAACUGUAAAUACUAACUCACUUCGGUGAAAUUCUAUUGCAUAAAACAUAUAAUUUUCUUGCAGUUACACCUUCAAUAUAGGGGCACAUGUCUGUGAUCUAAGGAAAUGGGAAAAAUAGAGGCAGAGUGGCACUUCCAUGAAGUUGUGAGGAAGUUGAAUGUAGUCUCAGUAAUGGUGUCUGUUAUGAGGGAAGUGAAACAACCAUGAAGUAAAAAUUUAUGAACAAUUACUACGUCCCUUGAGUUCAAAAGGCUUUGUGUCAACCUUUGUGAAGUUUUAUUAUUCUCAUCUUUUCUUAUCUUGUUGUUAUCGAGUGUUUAGUUAUCAGACUCUUAGUUCAUUCUUCAUUCAUCAGGAGCUUGAGAGACAUGUCAGAACAUGUUUGGCAUUUUGCGCAUGUAAAGUGAUUGUAUAUUCAGUAGUAUUGUUAUUUACAGUCCGUAUGCUUGGUAGUAUUAUUAGGAGGCAAUAUCUUUUGUUUAGAAAUGGUUUGUCUAUAAAUUAUUAAUCUGAUCUUAUAUGAGUGGAGGUUUUAUUGCAAUAGUUUGGUUAAUUGCUAUAUAUUGUCUUCUCUCUUCUUUCUAUGCCUCUAGUCACAUAGUCAAUCUU